UGGUCCCCUUUCCUCUGUCUGAUCUGAGGAGAUUUUCCUAGUCCCUCGCUCUUCUAAGAUUGCGUAAUGAUUCCGUAUAUCUUUUCUCUCUCUUCCUUCCUUCUUAAGUUUUUUUUUGGCCUUUCUCUCACCAACAUUCCAUAUCUAACGGUCUGGUGUUCUCGCCUUUCUUGAAUAAUUGGGUCUCUGUAAUUCUCAACUCUUUUUCACACCUGAGAGAGAGAGAGAUUUAUUUUGACUUGUUGGUUUUGGUUGAAAGGGAAGAGGAUGAGGAGGGUUUUUGGGGUGAAGAAGGAGAAAGAACCUCCUCCUUCAAUUCAAGAUGCUUCUGAUAGGAUAAAUAAAAGAGGGGAUACUGUGGAUGAGAAGCUUAAAAAGCUUGAUGCUGAACUUAAUAGGUACAAAGAACAAAUCAAGAAGACAAGGCCUGGACCUGCUCAAGAAGCAGUCAAAGCCCCAGCUAUGAGUGUCCUUAAGAAAAAAAGAAUGUAUGAAGAACAACGUGACAUGCUUUAUAAUCAGACUUUUAACUUGGAUCAGGUUGCAUUUGCAGCUGAAGGGAUUAAACAUGCUCAACAAACGAUGUCAGCCUUGAAAUCUGCAAAUAAAGAGUUGAAAAGAAUGAUGAAAACAGUGAAGAUCCAAGACAUAGAUCUGCAAGCACAAACGCACACUAAAACAGUGUAUAUCUAAGCUGACCUCCCCAAUGCUGGUGCUUUGUGCACAGCAUGCAAGAUGAGAUGAUGGAUUUAAUGGAUGUGAGUUCAGGAAUCCAAGAAGCACUUGGUAGGAGCUACAACAUCCCUGAUGAUGUUGAUGAGGAAGAACUCAUGGGCGAGCUGGACGCUUUGGACGCUGACAUGAGUUUGGAAACCGAGUCUCAAGGCGUGCCCACAUAUCUCCAACUCGACAAGGAAUCUGAUCUUGACUCUGAACUCAAUUACCCUAGGCUCCAUCUGGUCAUGCGAUGCCAAUCAAAACCAAUGCUCAGGCGGAGGACGAAUUGGGCUUACCAGCUGUUCCUCAGGCAUCUAUUCGUGGAUAGGCGCAAAACUGCUGGACUCAUUUAUUGACCAGAUCAUUGGUCGCUGUGCAUAGGAGAUGUCCAUUUGUAGAUGCUUAUUUGUUUAUGCCGAUUGUGUUUUGGUUUGGUCCAUUAGGUGUUUUGCACCUUGGGGACUGGUUUGUAUGAAAUCAUUGUGACUUGGAUUCUCAAAAAAUGAAAAAUUGGAGCAUAAUUAUUUAAUA
This is a messenger RNA of Amborella trichopoda, 1248 nucleotides long. The record is from RefSeq and is a predicted model, not a curated record. Lineage: Eukaryota; Viridiplantae; Streptophyta; Magnoliopsida; Amborellales; Amborellaceae.